Artibeus jamaicensis (Jamaican fruit-eating bat) is the source of this 7353-nucleotide messenger RNA. RefSeq names its product zinc finger protein 892 (gene ZNF892). Gene Ontology annotation, molecular function: RNA polymerase II cis-regulatory region sequence-specific DNA binding; DNA-binding transcription factor activity, RNA polymerase II-specific. The transcript is spliced from 7 exons. The record is from RefSeq and is a predicted model, not a curated record. Bases 540 to 2093 code for a protein of 517 amino acids. Gene Ontology annotation, biological process: regulation of transcription by RNA polymerase II. Lineage: Eukaryota; Metazoa; Chordata; Mammalia; Chiroptera; Phyllostomidae.
GCCCGACUGGAGAGCCGCGACUGCCGUUGGGAGCCGGCCUCCGGUGACGCGCCUCGCGGCGCGGAAGGUUCUGGGAGUAGUAGUUCGACCUUGUUUUCGGCCGGUGUGUCUUAGAUCCCGGGGCUCCUAGACUCCUCUGUUGCCGCCGGCCCAGCUUCCUCCGUGUCUCGCGUGAGGGCCAUUUUCUGAGGACUCAGACCUUCCCCAUGCUGGAGAUUCAGAAGAAAAUGGUGCAACCACUAUGCUGCUAACCACUGCCCUGCUGACCCCUGUAUCCCAGGAUGGGACCUGCAACCCAAGCAUGUGCACUGACCAGUAAUUGAGCCAGCGACCUUCCACUUUGUGGAACAACGCCCAACCAACUGAGCCAUAGAAGACAGUGCUCUACUAAUUCUUGACCAAGUGUUCCCUCCUUCCUUCAACUAUCUCACAAAAAUUUAGUGUUCCUGCUGUGUGCCAAUUUCUUCAGUGAGGAAAAACAGACCUGACUUCUGCUUUCAGAGUCCAGACAGACCUGACUCUGUCCUAUUCAAGGUAACAUGCAGUCCUACUGCAUGGAGGCAAGGAGCUGGUCUGUGACUACAAAUACAACCAUCUCCCCUUGUCUGCAGUUUCACUUUCUGCUAUUUCAAUUACCUGCAGUCAAUCAUGGUCCAAAAAUAUUAAAGGAGUCACUGAUGACCAGGGAUAUGGCCGAGGCUCUCACCCAGUGGGAGCAGCUGAACCCUGCUCAGGGAGAUGUGCCCAAGAAGCAUAGGAACCUGGUCUUACUGGGACUUCCAAUUUCCAAGCCUGAUGUAGUCUCUCAGUUGGGGUGUGGGGAGAAGCUGGAUAAAGAAGCCGCAAAAGCCACUAGUCCAGACUGGGAGACACCAGAAAGCAAGGAGCUAACUCCAGAGCAGGAUGUUUCUGAAGAGGAGUCAAACCCUAGUGUGUUAAUAGAAAGAUUUCCAAAGGAAGAUGACAGUGGAUGUGAGGAUUCUUUAGAGAGUCAGCAGGAAAACCAUGAGAAACACUUAAUACAAGAAGUUGUCACUCAGAAGAAAUCUUCAGGGGAGAGUCGUUACCAAUGUGAUGAAUUUGGAAGAAAUUUUGGCCGGAGGUCAUUACUUGUUCAACAGCAAGGAAAGAGACUACGUAAUUGUGAUUCAUUUAAAAAGAACCUAAAGCAAAAUUCAGAUCUAAUGAGGCAUGAGAGAAUUUGUGCAGGAAAGAAACCCUGGAAGUGUAAUGAAUGUGAGAAAGCCUUUAGUUACUAUUCAGCUUUUGCCUUGCAUCAGAGAAUUCACACAGGAGAAAAGCCCUAUGAGUGUAAUGAGUGUGGUAAAGCCUUUAGCCAGAGCAUACACCUUACUCUCCACCAGAGAAUUCAUACUGGAGAGAAGCCCUACAAAUGUCACGAAUGUGGAAAAGCCUUUAGUCACCGCUCAGCCCUUAUUCGGCAUCACAUAAUUCACACUGGAGAGAAACCCUAUGAGUGCAAUGAAUGUGGGAAGGCCUUUAAUCAGAGCUCAUACCUCACUCAACAUCAGCGAAUUCACACUGGAGAGAAACCUUAUGAGUGCAAUGAAUGUGGGAAGGCCUUCAGCCAAAGUACAUUUCUUACUCAGCAUCAGGUCAUUCACACUGGAGAGAAACCCUAUAAGUGUAAUGAAUGUGGGAAAGCUUUUAGUGAUCGUUCAGGCCUCAUCCAGCAUCAGAGAACUCAUACUGGGGAGAGACCUUAUGAGUGUAAUGAAUGUGGGAAAGCCUUCGGCUACUGUUCAGCCCUGACUCAACAUCAGAGAACUCACACAGGAGAGAAACCCUAUAAAUGCAACGAUUGUGCCAAAGCCUUCAGUGACCGCUCAGCCCUCAUCCGUCAUCAGAGGACACACACUGGAGAAAAACCUUACAAGUGUAAUGAUUGUGGCAAAGCCUUCAGCCAGAGCUCAUCUCUCACAAAGCACCAGAAAACUCAUACCGGAGAAAAACCUUAUAAGUGUAAGGAAUGUGGAAAAUCCUUUAGCCAGAGUUCAUCCCUUUCUCAACAUCAGAAAACUCAUGCUGGAGGGAAAACCAAGGAAUAUGGAAAAGGCUUUACUGAGCAUUGAGCCUUUGGUCAGCAAAAGAGAAUUCAUACUAGAUAAAAACUAUAUGAAUUUUUUUCCUGGUUGUGAGUAAUCAUCUCAGUAGUUAUCUCAAUCAAAAUUGUAAUCAUCUAAGUAAUUAUCUCAAUCAACAAUUCUUGAGGGGAAAUUUGUUGAUUGAGAUAACUACUCAAAUGAUUACUUGUACCCAGGAAAAAAUGAGACACAUGAGUCAGUCAGUUAAAAAAUUUUUAUGAGGCAGUUCCCCUGAAGCCAGAGGAUGCUGGCCUGGCUGUUCACUUCUGCACUUUUUGUGUCUUUUAGACUUCCUUAUUGAGACAUCUACUGAGAAUCACAUUAACUCCCAGAGUCAAACCUGUAUCUUAGAAAAAGGGAGUACAGAGGGACCUUUGAUGUUUUCAGCCUGUUUUAAGUUAUCUUUGUUACCUGAUAGUAUGCUUAUUUAUGAAGAUUUACCCUAAUUAUAUAUUGCUUAUACUUUAGACUUUUUCAUACUAUAGUAAAAUUUAGUUGUAGGCCUAAACUGACACUGCAUACUAGCUUGUGAAAAUUUGAGGUUUUUGAAAUACUUGCCUUUCCCAUUUUACUCUUGGGUAGAGGCAGGUGACAUGAUAUAUAUAUAUUUUAAUUGAAACCUUGAAGGUUAUUAUUGGAAACAUUUUGAGUGCUGUGUUUUUAGUUCCCACAUUUGACCUUAGAUGUGUCUCUGUGUGGAUUUCUUUAAGUUUAUUCUGUUUGCUGAGCUUGGAUAUGUAGGUUUAUGUCUUUUUCAUAAUUGGGGAUAUUUUCAGACAUAGCUUUUAAAAAAAUUUUUUGGAUUGAUUUUUAGAGAGAAAGGGAAAGACAGAGGGAGAAACAUCAAUUUGUUGUUCCACUUAUUCAUGUAUUCAUUGGUUGAUUCUUGUAUGUGCCCUGACUGGAGACUGAGCCCAUAACUUAGUAUAUUGGGAAGACACUAACCAACUGAGCUACUCAGCCAGGGUGAGUCAUCAUUUCUUCGAAUACAUUUUCAGCCCUGACUCCUGCCCCUUGUCUCCUUCCAGGAUGCUGAUACAGAUGUUAGGUCUUUGCAUGCAAUCCCACAGGUUCCUGAGGCUCUGUUCAUUGUUUUCCAGUAUAUAUUUACCUUAAUCUGCUCAGGCUGCCAUAACAAAAUGCUACAGCCUGGGUGGUUCAAACAACAGAAUUUUAUUUCUCACAGUUAUGGAGCCUGGAAGUCCAAGAUCCAGGUGUCAGCUUUAGUCUUUGGUGAUGGAUCUCUUCUUGGCUUUCUUGCUGAUUGUGUCCUCACAUGGCCUUUUCUUGAUGCAUGCCUGUGGAAAGAGAGAGAGAGAGAGAGAGAGAGAGAGAGAGAGAGAGAGAGAGAGAUCUUUAUUCCUCUUUAAAAGCUACCAGCACUGUCAGAUUAGGAACCUAACCUUAUGACCUCAUUUUACCUUAAUUGCCUCCAAAAAGCCCUUCCUCUAAAUACAGUCACAUUUGGAAGUAGCAUUUUGACAUAUGAAUUUUGGGGGGAAACAAUUCAGUCCAUGGCAUUUUCCCCUGGCCCUCAAAGUUCAUGUUCUUCUCACAUGCAAAAUAUGUUCAUUUCAUCCUAAUAACCCUCAAAAUCUUAACUUAUUCCAGCAUCAACUCUAAAGUCCAAAGUCUUACAUACAUCAGAUAUGGGUGAGACUUGAGGUAUAAUUCAUCCUGAAGCAGAUUCCUCUUUGGCUAUGAACCUGUGAAACCAGACAAGUUAUGUGCUUCCAAACACAGUGAUAGGGUAGGCACUGAACAGAUGUUCCCAUUCCCAAAGGAGGACUAGGAAUAAGGGAAAGGGUAAUGGGUCCCAAGCAAGUCCAAAACCCAAUGAGAUAAAUUCCAUCGGAUCUUUUUGCUUUUGUUUUUGUUUUUUAAGGUUUGACUUAUUUUCAGAGAGAGAGGAAGUGAGGGAGAAAGAAAAGUAGACAAACAACUGGUUGCUUCUUGCACCCCCGAGCUGGGCACCUGACUAGAGACCCAGACAUGUGCCCUGGCUGGGAAUUGAAUGGCGUUUAAUCCACUUAGCCACACCAGCCAGGGUGAAUUCCAUCAGAUCUUGAUGCCUUACCUCCCAGACCCACUGCAGCAGGAGUCCCACCUUUACAACUCACUGCUGCAGCAGUCCCAACACCAAGGCUCAGCUGGGUAGCCCUGUCCCCCAAACUUUAGUUUGAGGCCAUGUGGCCUGUUGACACUUCAGGGGCAUCUCCCCUGCCUUUGAAACUGAGGAGGCAACCUGAUGACCUCUGAAUUUAUUUCUUCUCUUUUCUUGCAGAAUAGGGUAUGUUUAUUGUUCUGUUGUCUGGUCCUAUAGGAUCUAAGAAGUCUGACAGCCUCCCUUCAUUUUGUCUAGUGUUUUCUGUCCCCUUUAGUACCAGUUGGCAAUGUUUCAUCUCAAUUUCUGACUUCUGUUGAGGUGAUUGAUUAAAUCCAUGAGUCACACUCAUUAUCUCUUUAUUAAAAGCUAGUCAGCAACGGCCGAACAAGCUUUCUCAUAUUUUGCAAUAUAGGUAGACAGGAUUUUUCAAAUCUCGAAGUUCUUUUUUCUUUUUGCUUAACAAUUCUUUCUUCAAUUCAUCUCUCUCUCUCUUCUCACAUUUUACUACAAACAGUGAGGAGGACCAAAGCUUCACCUUCAGUGCUUUGCCUGGAAAUCUCUGGUGAAUAUCCAGUUUCAUUACUCACAAGUUGUCCUUUCCACAAGACAGUGGAACACAGUUCAGCCAAGUCCACUGGCACUUUACAACAAAGAUCGCCUUUCUUCCUGUUUCCAGUAACAUGUCCUCAUUUCUGACUGAGACCUCAUCAGAACGACCUUUAACAUCUGCACUUCUAGCAUGUACCUCAAAACCCUUCCAGCCUCUACCCAUUACCCAGUUCCAAAGCUAUGUCCACAUGUUUAGGUAUUUGUUAUAGCAGCACCCCAAAUCUGUCUUAGCAGUACCAAAAUCUGUCUUAGCUGGCUUGGACUGCCAUACCACAGACUGGGAGACUCAAAGAACAGAAACCUAUUUCUUACAGUUCUGGGGGACUGAAAGUCAGAUCAAGGUACCAGCUGAUUUGGUUUUGGUGAGAGUUCCUCCUGGCUUACAAAAAGCUACCCUAUUGCUGUGUCCUCACAACCCUUCCUCAGUACAUGCAUGUGUGUAAGGGGAGAGGGAGAGUGAGCUCUCUUUUCUUAGAAGAUAUCAACCCUGUCAGAUUAGGACCCCACAGUUAUAACCUCUUUUAACCUUAAUUACCAUCUAAAAGCCCCAUCUCUAAAUACAGUCACAUCGUGGGUUAGGGCUUCAACAUGAAUUUGAGGGGACACAGUUUUCCAUAGGUAUUUUAUAUUGUUCUAUCUCCAAGUUCAUUGCUUCCCCCCCUCUGUUUCUUCCAUUCUGUUAGCAAGCUUAUCAUUGGGUUCUGUUACUGUGUUUUUUAGUUCCAUCUGAUUCUCCAUUCUGUUUCUUGGCGGAGACAGUCUGUUUUUAAAUUUGUGUCAAGCAUGUUUGUUAUUGCUUAGUGAGGCAUCUUUAUGAUGGCUGUUUUAAACUAGUAUCAUUCUAACAUCUAGGUCAUCCCAGUGUUGGCAUCUGUGGACUGUCUUAUCAUUCAAGUUGAGAUAUUCCUGGUUCUUGGUGUGAUGAGUGAUUUUCAGUUGAAAUCUGGACAUUUUGGGUAUUAUGUUAGGAGAUUCUCUUUACUAUUUAAAUAUUCUAUCUGGGCUGGCCUCUGACAAUGCUCUAAUGGAGGAAUGUUGUAAGUUGGUGUUAGAAGUCUAGGUUCAUCAUUAGCCUCUAUUUGGGUAGGGGUCCUCAAUACUGCUGGGCAGGAGUGGGAGUUACAGCUCCCCAUGAGGGCCACACUGAUACCAUCCAGCUGGGAGGGACAGGAGUGUCUCAUUAUUUCUCCCCACAUGGCCUCCACUGACAUGGGGUAGGGUUGGGUGGGGAGUGACCUUAUGACUAUUGGUCAUUGGUGAAAGUCCUGACCCUCCAGUAUGCCUCCACUGUCCAAACCAGUAAAGAAGGGAGAGACCAGUAAAUCUGGUCUCUCGGUAAUGUUAGAAGCCUGGUCUCCCAACAGGGUCUCCAUUGGCACUGCUGGGGUAGAAUGGGAGAGAGGUGGUUUUUGAAAAUCUUGUCUCUUCACUUGAACUUCUCUGACUGAACUCCAGGUGGGGUUUCAUCUCGGUGAGGGUGGACUCAGCCUUUGUUUUUACGGAUAGUGCUGAAGUUUUCUGUCAUGGCCUUUGGCUGGAGGAGAGUGGUUAUUGUCUAAAAAAUUUCUGUCUUGAGAGGUUGCUCCUUUGCUAGUCCUUUGACUCAAAAGAGCAGACUUUUCUUAGACCUUUUUUUUGGUCUAUGCCUGUGGCAUUUCUGGGUUACCAGCUUCCUCAGUACCCAGCCUGGGAUAGGUGAGGCAAAAAGAAAGCCCAAGGGACUCAGUGGUAUAUUGUUCUUUAGGUUCCCUGAAUCUUCUCCACCUUCCAGAAUCUUCUUACAUUGUUUUAAAUGUUGUGCCCAGUGUUUUAGUUAUACUUAGAGGAAUAGGGAAGAGUGUUUCUCCACCUUUCCCAUGACAUCCUUCCUUUUGACCCUGAAGUGACAUGUGACCUUUGUCAGACAUUGUAACAUACCUAGGUUGUUUGUGACCAGUCAGGAUUAACUACCAAAAGGGAGUGCUCACUGGUUCCCCAGAGAAGCUGCCAGGUUGGUAGGUAGAAACUACCAGUCUGCAAGCUUCAUCCAGCUUUGAAGAAACUAUAGCUUUUAAGUGGAGGAAAUGUCAGUCUUCAAUUGUAGAUUACAAUUUGAGAAGGAAAGGUAGAUAUGACUAAAUAUAAACUGUGGAGUUAAACAUUUCUGUUUGCUUCUUUGUUCCAAGACCAUGUGGGAAACACUAGAGAACUGGAUUCAGAUUUUGUUUUUUUGAAUCAUAUAUUACCUAUAGUUAGAUAUCUGUCAUUUUUAAGUUAAUGUAUAACACAGGAUAUCAGAAAACCAACAAAAUAAAGAACAGAAAUAAUUGGAAUUUGGGACAACUCACUUCACCCCUUUAAAUCUGUUUCUUCAUUUAUAUAUUUUUAAAAAUGUGAUACCUUCUUGAGAGUGGCUAGAUUAGGUAGAUCAUAGGUCCAAAAUGAUUUGUAAGCUAUCAGGUGCUAUAUAACCAUUAUGUAUUGUUUACAGAGUCCUUUAUAUGACCUGUCCACCAUGUAUGCUUUCCGAUGGUAUAGCCCAAUAAAAAUGAC